Molecule: messenger RNA, 2288 nt
Organism: Moneuplotes crassus
Lineage: Eukaryota; Ciliophora; Spirotrichea; Euplotida; Euplotidae
Source: the annotation of a GenBank genome assembly
AUGUUCAAAUCCAUGUUUACAUGUUGCGGCCAGAGGGAUUCAGUUGUGAAAUCCAAUGAACCUUCUUCAUAUGGACGUAUUUCAAAUGGUUCAAAACAGUACAUCGAAAGUCUCAACCAGAUAAACGACUUGUUACGAUUGAAGAAAUCAAACAGUAAAAUGAGCUUUACAAAACUAAUUAAGAAAAUCACCUAUAACACUCAUGAUUCAACAAUCCAUGAAGAUGAUUUUAAAGAGCUAAUAGAAGAAUUCUCUGUAGAUGAAGAGACAGGAGAGAUUGAUCCGAAGACAAGGCACUUAUUAGCCUUCUCCAAAAGAGAUUACUUCUAUUGCGAAGAGGACAUUAUUUGUCAAAUAUACGAAAAUUUGGACGCACUUAAGGUUAAAUUGUUCCUGUUUUUGGUCUUAAGAGAUGAUAAGGCUUGUAAAGUCAAGCUCUUUGUCCAGACUAUUGCUGCUGAGAGCAGUAGUAGUGAGAUGAAGCAAGAGAAGAAUUAUUUAGAAGGUAACAGGGUCGUGAGAGACCUGGAUAGAGUUGAACUGGAUCAGAAGAGGAAAGAAAGAAUCCUGCUUCAUGCUAGGGAUCCAUAUGUGAUACUAGUGAUGUCACUGCUGUUUGCAGGAGCUAUUCUGCCUUUUGUAGAUUAUUAUAAUGAAACAGAGCAUGAUGGGAAGGAUUAUGAGUUUUCUCUGUUCUUGCAACUAGCUACUACAAAUAAGUAUAUCUUCCAGUCAUUUUCAACUUAUUUUGCAGACAACUAUCUCUUCUUCAACACCCCUGCACAUGAAGAAAAGAGUGAAUUCACACUAAGAGAAUUUGAAAAUUUGUGAAUGAAUUCAUAUGACCUUCUCUUUGAUCCUAAGAAAAUUCGUAAGCUCUUCUUGAAAUUCGCCACCAACAACAAGGAAAAAUGCCUAAGGAGACCAAGCGAAAGUGAAAGUAAAAGCCAGCAUAAAUCUGAGCUCUAUGUGGUUAAAAAGAUCGAAUCAGAUGAUGAACCAGUGCAAGGACAAGCUGAAAACCUGAAUUUUCAAAUGAAUCCCCCUAUAAGCACAUGGAAAAGGAUGAGUGUCUUUAGAGCCAAAGGCAAACAACAGAAUUUUUUUAAUGAAGAUAAAGAGGUUCCUGUCUUUCGUGAUGGUGAAGAGGAGAAGUCUAUAAGCGUUAUCACUCCAGACAAGUGCUCUUAUAAAGAGAUAGACAUGACAGACUCAAGACUUAAGUUAGAAAACACAGGUGUAACUUUGUGAAAAUCAAAUACUCUCACUGGAAUGGACAAAAGUAAGGAAAUUAAACUAGAGAAUUCUGAAUUCCAGAAAUAUCUUGAGUGAAAGUUUGGAGCUGAGUUACUGACUUUUCUUCAAAACCAUUUCCAGAACUACAUCAUCAAGGAAGCUUAUAAAUGCGCAGAAGAGGAAUGAGGGUAUGAGCGAGUUAGAAAAAUGGAUAUGUCGAACAGUUUUAAAACAAGCCCUAAUGAAAGUUUAGUUAAGAACAGCUUCAAUCACUCAUACAGAUAUAAUUCUUUAAGGAGCGUUAAUGAUAAAGUCUUUGCAAAGCUGAGUGCUCAAGAUUACUGAAAUAAUGCUAUAAAGAACAAAAUUUCUAUGAGAGAUUUCAAAGAAUAUUAUAUGGGAGAUCAAAAUUGCGAGAAUCUUGUUAAUGCCUAUCUUCGGCUUCUAGAAGUUUACUCUGAGCUCAAAGACUUACAGACUCAAUAUGAAAAUCCUGACUACAUCCCAGUAGGAAUAAAGAUCUUUGAGACAAACUAUCUUGAUGAAUUUAUUAUGGAGAACCAUACAGGUGUAAUUUCAGAUGCUAUUGACGAAGAAUUGCAGGACUUCCUAGAUCAGCAAUUUCUAAUAAUCCCUGCAAAUAUAAACGGAAGGACUGUUGCUUACAUUGUAGAGCUACCUCUGGGACCUGCCAAUGAGUCACCCUCUAACCCAUCAGCUUAUGAGGAGGAGGAGAUCAUCAAGGUAGAUCUUUACUUAAUAAGAGACGAUAAACUAACUGAAGAAGAGGAGCAAAACUUUAAUGAACGGUGAAGCAUUGUUAUUGUAGAUCUCCUUGCCAGAGCUUUUGAUGUUGUAAUUAUCCCCUUCAAUGUUGACAAUAUUGACGCAAAGGUUCAUGAGACUGAAAACCUCUCGAUGAUCCUACAAGAAAUAGAGAAUAAGGUUUGAGGAAUAACAGAAAACCAGUUGGCUCUGACUGAAGAUAAAAUAAAGCAUAAGGUGAUAGAUAGACUAUCUGCACUUAUUGAAACAUAACAUUAAUUCAAUAA